AUGGCCAAGGGGUUUGGAUCAACAAGUGCAGGCAUUUUGGAAAAAUCUGCCACCUUUGAACUUCCACAUGUAUGGAAACCAACGUUUGGAAGGAUGCCAGAACCUUAUAAGAAGCACAGCACCAACAACGAUUCAAAGACGAGUGUUAAGAACAUUGACCACGAGUUCUACUUCACCCGCAAAUCAUGGCCAUCUCCGACAGCCAAGGAAGAAGCAAACCCAAUGACCAGAUCAAGAAGCGCAAUGGGGCAUGCAUACGUUCAAUUCAGAAAGAGUUUUGAGACAGUUGGGCUGAGGGGAAGAUCAGUUGGAACAAGGAUUGCGAGGACAAAGAAAUCGAGCGAACUCAAUGAGGCGAGCAAACGUAGAGUGGGAGGCUCGGUGGACGCGAUGAGCCAAAUAUCCUCUAGUUUCUUCUCUCGGUCUUUCGGCGUGUGGGAGUAUCAGGAUGAGGUGUACGAGCCAGUAAUCCUCCCCGUCGAAGAUCCGAUGCAAGCAGACGCGAGGUGGUCUAACGUGUCCAGACCAGCUACAAGUCAGAGCAACGCUUCUUCGAGAGCGUCGAGCUUCAAUCGAAGGCGAGGUAGGUGCAGAAGUUUUGAAAUGCAAGAAUGA
Molecule: messenger RNA, 615 nt
Organism: Guillardia theta CCMP2712
Lineage: Eukaryota; Cryptophyceae; Pyrenomonadales; Geminigeraceae
Exons: 1
Coding region: 1-615 (204 amino acids)
Source: RefSeq, a predicted model, not a curated record